Messenger RNA from Manacus vitellinus (golden-collared manakin), 5119 nucleotides. It is a transcript of the gene PHKA1, whose product is annotated as phosphorylase kinase regulatory subunit alpha 1. The record is from RefSeq and is a predicted model, not a curated record. The transcript has 31 exons. Bases 206 to 3685 code for a protein of 1159 amino acids. NCBI's taxonomy places the organism in Eukaryota, Metazoa, Chordata, Aves, Passeriformes, Pipridae. Gene Ontology annotation, molecular function: calmodulin binding. Gene Ontology annotation, biological process: glycogen metabolic process. Gene Ontology annotation, cellular component: phosphorylase kinase complex.
ACAGCACAGCAGCUCGGCCCCGCUGGCAGGCCAAGAAAUCUUCCCUCUGCUGUUGCCCCGGGAGCAGAGGCUGUAGAAAUGUGAGCUGGAGCUCCGAUUACAGGCGCCGAGCCCUGCAAAGGUCAUCGGCCAGCUGAGCCUGAGUCAGGGCUUCUGGCGAUUAACAGGGCUGUUUUCCUUGUUCCUGCAGAGCGUGGUGAAGCUGAUGCGGGGACUGCUCCAGUGCAUGAUGAGACAGGUGGACAAGGUGGAGGCCUUCAAGUACAGCCAGAGCACCAAGGACUGCCUGCAUGCCAAGUAUAACACCCAGACCUGUGCCACCGUGGUGGGAGACAACGAGUGGGGUCACCUACAGCUGGAUGCCACCUCCCUUUACCUGCUCAUGCUGGCGCAAAUGACGGCCUCAGGCCUCCACAUAAUUCACAGCUUGGAUGAAGUCAACUUUAUCCAGAACCUCGUGUUUUACAUUGAAGCUGCCUACAAGACUGCGGACUUCGGGAUUUGGGAGCGCGGGGACAAGACAAACCAGGGCAUCACCGAGUUGAAUGCCAGCUCUGUUGGCAUGGCCAAGGCUGCCCUGGAGGCACUGGAUGAGCUGGAUCUCUUUGGAGCCAAGGGAGGCCCGGAGUCAGUGAUACGGGUGCUGUCAGAUGAGGUGCAGCACUGCCAGUCCAUCCUUCACUCAAUGCUGCCCAGGGCCUCCACAUCCAAGGAGGUGGAUGCCAGCGUGCUCUCUGUCAUCUCCUACCCAGCAUUUGCUGUGGAGGACAGCGAGCUGGUGGAAAUCACCAAGCAGGAGAUCAUCACGAAGCUGCAGGGACGCUAUGGCUGCUGCCGCUUCCUCCGGGAUGGAUACAGGACCCCCAAAGAGGACCCCAAACGCCUCUACUAUGAACCUGCUGAGCUGAAGCUGUUUGAGAACAUCGAGUGCGAGUGGCCUCUCUUCUGGGCAUACUUGAUGAUUGAUGGGAUUUUCAAUGGAAAUAUAGAGCAGGUGCAGGAGUACCGGGAAGCCCUUGAGGGGGUUCUCAUCAAGGGGAAGAAUGGGAUACGCCUGAUGCCAGAGCUGUACAGUGUCCCAAUGGAUAAGGUGGAUGAGGAGUACAGGAACCCCCACACUGUGGACAGAAUACCCAUGGGCAAACUGCCACACAUGUGGGGGCAGUCCCUCUACAUCCUGGGCUGCCUGAUGGCUGAGGGGUUUCUGGCUCCUGGUGAAAUAGAUCCCCUCAGCCGCCGGUUCGCGACUGUCCCGAAGCCUGAUGUGGUGGUUCAAGUGUGCAUCCUGGCUGAGACAGAUGAGAUCAAGGAAAUCCUGACGAAGGAGGGCAUUGACGUGGAGACUGUGGAAGAUGUCUACCCCAUCAGAGUGCAGCCUGCCCGCAUCCUCAGCCACAUCUAUGCCCGGCUGGGCCGCAACAAGCAGAUGAGCCUGACUGGACGGCCCUACCGGCACAUGGGUGUCAUUGGGACCUCCAAGCUCUACAAAAUCAGGAAGAGCAUCUUUACCUUUACCCCACAGUUCAUAGACCAGCAGCAGUUCUACCUGGCUCUUGACAACAAGAUGAUUGUGGAGAUGCUGAGGACAGACCUCUCCUAUCUCUGCAGCCGCUGGAGAAUGACUGGGCAACCAACCAUCACCUUCCCUGUCUCCCACAUCAUGCUCGAUGAAACGGGCAGUAGUGUGCACCCCGCGGUGCUGGCGAUGCUGCGGAAGCUGCAGGACGGGUAUUUCGGUGGCGCAAGGAUCCAGACGGGUAAACUGUCGGAGUUCCUGACAACGUCAUGCCGAACACACCUCAGUUUUAUGGACCCUGGGCCAGAGGGUAAGGUCUUUGCCGAGAGUUACAGGCUCUGCAGUGACAGCUUUGAGGAGCUGGACAGCGAGGACUGGCUGCAUGGCUUGCAGGUAGCAGAGGAGGAGGACGCCUACGAUGAGGUUGCCCAGUACCUGGACCACCUGCUGCAGCGCACGACUCCCCAGUCCAACCUGCCCCCCACUGCCCAGCGGGGAGGGCUGAGCCGCUUCCGGACUGCUGUCCACACCACCCGUGACCUCAUUUCCCUGGCAUCCAAGGCCAAGGACCUGCAUGUCCAGAAUGUUGGAAUGUAUGUCCCCAGCAAGAUCUUCCAGGCAUCCCAGCAGUCGGUUAACCUGCUGGGUUCACCCUCCCAGCAAGACAUGGAUGGCAAGAGCCAUGCAGUCUAUGCAGAGAUGAGCCUGCCCCAUGACGAGGAUGGCAACGUGGACUGCAAGGCACUGGUGGACCAGCUGCGCGUCUGCCCCACGCUGCAGGAGCAAGCAGACAUCCUCUACAUGCUCUACCUGCUCAGGGGGCCCGAGUGGCACACGGGGCUUGAUAGCAAGCCUGGCCCCACUGUCAAGGAGCUCCUCACUGAGCUGUAUGUGCGGGUGGGGGAGACACGCCAGUGGGCCCUGAUCCGCUACAUCUCUGGCAUCCUCAAGAAGAAGGUUGAAGCUCUGGAUGAGGCCUGCACUGACCUCCUGUCUCACCAGAAGCAGUUGACUGUGGGGCUGCCCCCAGAGCCACGUGAGAAGACAAUCUCCGCCCCCGUCCCCUACGAGGAACUUGUUCACCUCAUUGAUGAAGCCAGUGAGAAGAACCUCAGUGUGGCCAUCCUCACCCAGGAGAUCAUGGUGUACUUGGCCAUGUACAUACGCACGCAGCCUGCGCUCUUCGCGGAGAUGUUCCGCCUCCGCAUUGGGCUCAUCAUCCAGGUGAUGGCAACAGAGCUGGCACACUCCCUGCGCUGCUCGGCCACAGAAGCCACGGAGAACCUGAUGAAUCUCAGCCCAUCAGACAUGAAGAGCCUCCUCUACCACAUCCUCUCUGGCAAAGAGUUCGGGGUGGAAAAGAGCAUGCGUUCAGUGGACUCAUCUGUGGUCACCCCUGCCGUCUCCAUCUGUGAGUUGGGGGCUGCUGGGGCCACCAGAUCUGAGCGCUCCGGCCUUGUCAGGCUGAAAAGUGAAAUCAAACAGCAAUUGAAUAAACGUAGGCAGUCUAUGCCUGGGAGUAAGCCCGUCAGUUUGCAGUCCAGGGACAUCGAGCUCAAGUCCUCUCUGUCUCCUGGGCACACGGAGCUGCUGGACAAGGACUCCUUUUCAAGCAUGCUGGAAGACCAGGGCAGUAAGGACAGCCGGCAGGGCCAGUGGCAGCGGAGGCGGCGGCUGGACGGGGCCCUCAACCGUGUCCCUGUGGGCUUCUACCAGAAGGUCUGGAAGGUCCUGCAGAAGUGCCAUGGCCUCUCUGUGGAGGGCUUUGUUCUCCCCUCCUCAACAACCAGAGAGAUGACCCCAGGGGAAAUGAAGUUUGCUGCGCAUGUGGAGUCUGUCCUCAAUCGUGUGCCCCAGCCAGAGUACAGGCAGCUUCUGGUGGAAGCUAUCUUGGUGCUCACCAUGCUGGUGGACAUGGAGGUGCACACCAUCGGUGGCAUCAUACCCGUGGAAAAGAUCUUGCACAGAGCCAACGACCUCUUCUAUGAGGAGCAGAAAGCCCUGGGCGCUGACGACCAGAUGUUGGAGAGGGAUCCUUCGACAGGCAUCUGCAUCCUGCUGUACGACAGUGCCCCGAGCGGCCGGUUUGGCACCAUGACCUACCUGUCCAAGUCGGUGGCCUUGUACGUGUACGACUUCCUGCCCACAGACAGCUGCUCCAUGCAGUAGCUCUCGCAGCUCCUCGCUGGGUUGCAGAUGCUGUGGGGAGGGUUGUUUCGUACAGCUUGUAAAGAGGAACACUAGGUUAGUUUGCAGGCAGCCUGCGUGGCCAUCUCUCCUCCCAGCCCUGGCCUCUCAGUGGGUGAGCGGCCCCCUGAGGAGCCCUGCAGGAGGCACGUGUCCUAAACUGACCUGUGCCUAUGUGUGGCCUGAGGAGGAAGGGAAAGGCUGAGCUUUGAAGCCUGCUUGUGUUAGAAGUGUCUGCCUGCAUGGCUCCUCCUGAGCCAUCACCCCCAGAGGGACCUCUGUUUGAGGCAGUUGACCAGACCUGCAUGCUCAGCACUGCAGUGCUCCCUGACCAGCUCAUACUCUCCCUGCCUCCAGCAGGUUUGCAGUUUUUAACUGUGUUUUAACUGUGCUGCUUUUUAUUCCAAUCUGCAGGAUUUAUACUAGUGUAGGCUGGAGCUCUUGCUCUUCCUGCUACUGCAGGAAUAGUUUUGCUAGAGAAAUAGGGGAUGAUGCCUGAGCCUCUGUCCCAGCACGCCCAAAAUCAAAAUGGUCCAGCCCAGCCACAGCUGUGCUGCUUGGAAGUAGGCAGCCCAUCAUCCUUCCCUUGGGGGUCCUGUGUGCAGAGCUGGGGAGGUUGUGGUAGCCAGGAUCCCUGUUGUCACUAAGAUGUGAGGACAGGGCUUCUGGCUGGCUGGGGCAUGCUGGUGGCAGCCCCUCUGUGCCAUAUACUUGUCCCUGGCAGCAGUGCUGGUGGCCAGGUCGCAGGUUCCUGAGUUCACACGUGCCUUUUGAAGCACCUCUGAGCUGGCUGCUUGGUGUUAUCUAUGCAAUCACAGCCGUGCCCUUAAUGCUCAGCUCUGGCCUUGGCCCCAGCUCCCACAGCCUGGCACAGGGAGGGGUGGGGACACAGAGGGUGCCUGCUCCACUCUAUCCUGCAGGUGCAGCUCUGAGCAAAGGUCCCUUUCCCCUUUGGGGAAGGUGGAUCCUAUCCAACAUCAGUGUGCCUGAUAAAUCUGAAAUUGUGGCAGUGACACCAGCCACCAAGUCAUAUAUUUAACAGACUAGGUCUGUCUCUUCCAAUGUCCCUUCCCACAACUGGAGGGAUGAAGGAAAGAACCUGUGUUUCAGAAUCACUUACCAACCAUCCCCACACCCUGAAGUCUCUUUUGAUUGCUCUUGGACUACGUGUUGUGGCUUCGCUGCCGACCACGUGGAAGGCCAGCAGUGGGUAAAAGUCCGAGGGCUGAACCAGGCUGGGAAGUUUCCUAGUGCUGCCCUUAACCUGGGCCUCAGGGAGGCAGCAGACUUCCCUGAGAGGACUGUCUGUGUGGCAUAUUGGACCGUCUGUGCCCCUCAGAAAGCGGUCACCUGCAGCUCUCACCCAUCUUUCUUGUAGAGGUUGCCAUGGUCUGGGGGGUAUCACAGCCAUGGCAA